AUGAACACUUCAAACACAGUACAGUUUGACACUGUAUUAAACAUGAGGGAUGAAUCUAAAUAUGGUGUGUUAUAUGUGAAUCUCUCCCUCUCAGGUGGACUUUUCUGGCCUUGGAACAACAUCAUGGAGCAUCCUGAUGCUGAGUGGCCUGAGAAGAUCAUUCAGAAUCCUCCACCAGCCACUGCUGAUGAAGAAGAGGAGGAAGAGAUUAAUGUUGUGGGUCUGGAUGAUGAGGAGGAGCUUCAGGUACCUGAGCCUCGCAGACCUGAUGAAGGAGGUGAGAGGGAUUAUGGUGCUCAAAAGUUUACAGGAGUGGAGCCGACAGAGACUAAAUGAGCAUGAUGAUGUGUUUGAUCUGCUCACAUUUUUGAGAAUUAUAUUUUUCUGUUACAUGAUCUUCUAAUUAGUAGUAGAGUCACUUUAUUUGUCUCUAAACACGUCCUGCUUUCUUUAAAACAGAAGAGGAGAUUGACGUUGCUGUUCUGGACCACCAGGAGGUGCGGCAGAUGGCCAAGCCUCAGAGAGAUGAUGGAGGCGCUGAAUCUUCUCUCAGGUUUGAGCGACCUGAUGGCGGAGGAGGAGAGGAGUGGGAGGAGGAGCUGAAUGAUGCUCUCUCUCCUCCUCAGUUGCAGGAGGGUCCAGCCUAUGCUCCUGCUUAUGCUGCUCCACCUGCUUACCCUGCUCCAGCUUUUGCUCCUGCUGCUGCUCCUUAUGCUUACCAUUUAUGAUCCCCCUGAUGAUGCUUCUGCUGCUCAACCUCUGGCUGCUGAUCCUGAUGAAAUUUCUGAGUUUCAGAUCCCUCAGCUGGAGCCUGAGACCCUUGGAUCCCUGACCUCAGAGGAGUGUGUAGAACUCUUCAGCAGCGAUGGCCUUAAGGAAGAAGACCCUACAUUCCCCUUUACAUCCCCACGCAUGUAG
Molecule: messenger RNA, 918 nt
Organism: Xyrichtys novacula (pearly razorfish)
Lineage: Eukaryota; Metazoa; Chordata; Actinopteri; Labriformes; Labridae
Source: the annotation of a GenBank genome assembly